AUGGGAGCUGGACAAUCACAAGCGACUACCCCGAUUGCACCGCCUGUCCAAGAGAUUCCUGAUGGGGAACGAAUCAAAAACGCACGACGCAACAUAGCUCAAAUCAGUGCUAAUGCUUCCGAGUGCCCUUCCGCCGGUGGAGGAUCUUACUCGGAAUGCCCAUCAGCAGGAGGAAAUGCUGCUGGAUGCCCAGUAGGAAAAGAAAAUCUAAAUCCAUUAAAUAACGAGUUAGAGCAUCCUAAUCAAAAACCUGCGCCUGAUCAGCCUUUCCCAUUACCAACAAACAGAGAAAAAUCAACUAUUCCUAAAGCCUCAGCUGAUAAUGAAACUUGGACAUACCCAAGUCCGCAGAUGUUUUGGAAUGCCAUGUUAAAAAAAGGCUGGAGAUGGCAGGAUGAUCAGCUAUCGGAGAAAGAUAUGCUUAACAUUAUCAGGAUACACAAUGCUAAUAACGAAGAAGCCUGGAGAGAAGUAAUGAAAUGGGAAAAUCUUCUUCAUCCUGAAUGCUCAGCACCAAAACUUAAAAGCUUUAAAGGAGAUGCCAAGAAUUUCUCACCCAGAGCUCGUAUGCGUAAACUAUUAGGAUAUGAGUAUCCUUUCGAUAGACAUGAUUGGAUUGUUGAUAGAUGUGGCACAGAGGUACAAUACGUGAUUGAUUAUUAUGAUGGAGGAGCAGUAGACCCAGAUUCAAAGUUGUUCACUCAUCUCGAUGUACGACCAGCUAUGAACAGACCACAAAAUAUUUGGGAUAGGAUGGUUGUUGCAUAUUGGAGAUUCAAAUUUGAGACUUUGGGUAUGACACCAAGCCUUCCCAUUCCUCCAGUAGAAGGCGGAGCAGAAGCUCAUCACAAAUGA
Auanema sp. JU1783 is the source of this 855-nucleotide messenger RNA. Lineage: Eukaryota; Metazoa; Nematoda; Chromadorea; Rhabditida; Rhabditidae. The record is from the annotation of a GenBank genome assembly.